CGAAAGCAGUGGUUUCGGGUUUCGGGGUUCGGAUUUUCGAUUUUCGAUUUUGUGUUUUAUCUCUCCUGUACGUGGACAAUAGAAAUGUGAACACAGAAGCUGUACUCGCUUUUUAUUAAAGUGUUGACACUUUAUUCUUACUAAUCGUCGCAUCAGAGGAUAGAUAUUCAUAUUUUAGAGAACAAGAGGAAUUUCAUUCGAUCCGUAAUUUACGCCGAUCGUACGAAGGACGAAGAUGGAUAGGCUGGAACUGAACCGAUAACUACAAGGUUGAUGGUAAUUAACUUUGCAAGGACACUACUUGGAGAAAAAUAAACGAUUAUUCUCAAAAUAAGGAAACAUUAUAGACGAUUGAGUCGAGCACAAAUAUUUGGCUUCACUCGAUGACAUUUUACUUCUGUAGUCAUGUGAUCGUCGGUGGCUUCAUCACGUACACCCCAUCUCAUAUCAACUACCUGCGAAGAACAUUUAAUCAUUGCUUACCGAGGAUCUAUCAUAACAUUCAAAAUGGGAUCUGAUUUAGUGAUACAAAUGAACAAGUAUCGUUCAUAUGUGACUGUGUUGGCUGAUCCAGCUUCAAAGGACGAACUAAAAUUGAAGGCAGCCCAAGAAUUAUCAGAAAAUUUUGAGAUCAUUAUGUGUUCGUCACAAUAUCCGGAAUUUCUCAAUCAUAUGAUGAUAAUCUUUUUGAAAAUAUUACAAGAAGGAGAGCCACAUUUUAUAUCGGAAUAUAAUAUUCAACAAGUCAGGAAAUUGAUUUUGGAAAUGAUACACAGAUUACCGAGCAAUGAACAUUUGCGUCCGUAUGUCAGGCAAAUCUUAACUCUCAUGUCUAAAUUGUUAGAAACAGAUAAUGAAGAAAAUGUUUUAGUAUGUUUACGCAUUAUUAUUGAACUUCAUAAACAAUAUAAACCGACAUUUAAUCCAGAAAUACAAUAUUUUCUGCAGUUUGUUAAGUCUGUGUACAGUGAAUUACCAAAGAAUUUGUCAAAAAUAUUCGAACCGCGUCCUCCUUUACGAGUGAAAGAUUUAUCAGAGAUCAACAUAGAAGCUCUUUUGAAAGAAACUUUUACAAUUACAGCAAUACAAAGCGAAAAGAAAACAGCCGAUGGUAAUGUCGUGACAUACAAUUUAAUUCCGAAAGCAGUGCUAUCCCUCAAAGUGCUUCAAGAAUUACCGAUAAUUGUGGUGCUAAUGAAUCAAUUAUACAAGCAAAACGUGCAUCAAGAUGUAUCUGAUUUCAUUCCGAUAGUGAUAACAACUAUAUCGCUUCAACCGAGUCCUCAACAUCGAGCAUCUCCCGCAUUCAACAAAGAGGUUUUCGUCGAUUUUAUGGGCGCUCAAGUUAAGACACUGUCGUUUCUUGCUUAUGUCAUAAGAGUGUAUCAAGAUGUGAUAUCCCAAAACAGCUCGAUGUUGGUCAAAGGCAUUCUAGGUUUGUUCACUCUCUGUCCUAUGGAAGUAGCGCAUCUGCGCAAGGAACUAGUGAUUGCGUCUCGCCACAUAUUGGCAACGGAUUUACGAAAUCAAUUUAUCCCGCACAUGGAAAUCUUCUUCAACGAGGAUAUUUUCAUCGGUCAUGGUUGGACCGCUCAUGAGGCUCUUAGACCGCUAGCUUAUUCGACACUUGCUGAUUUGGUUCAUCAUGUCAGAUUACAAUUACCUCUCAGUGAUGUCUCCAGAGCAGUACAUCUGUACGGCAAGAAUCUUCUCGAUCAGACCUUACCAACAGCUGUUCAAAUGGUCUCUUGUAAGUUAUUGAUGAAUCUAGUGGACACGGUUAGGCAGAGAUCGGAUGCUGAAAACAGUACUCAGGGGCGAGAACUGCUGAUGCGUAUAUUGUUGGUAUUUGUUUUGAAAUUUAAGACCAUUGCCAAGAUCUAUAUUCCGAUUCUGCGAAACAAAGCGAAACAGUUACGGCCUGCACCAGUAGACAAUACAGCUGAGGAUGCUUCUAAGCCAUGUGUCGAUGUAAAUGAAGAGAAAGAGCCACCAAAGUCAAAGUUUGGCUUUCCGACCUCACAGGCGAUGAGUUACAAUGUAGCGGAUUAUAGAAAUCUCGUAAAAAGUCUCGUGCAUGGUGCUAAAGCCAUAACAUCUAACUGUAUCAAUAGAACGAGCGACGUAACGCAAUCUAAUCAACUUCAACCGAAGGAGACUCUGAUUUACAUACAGCUCGUUAAAUGGGCAUUACCGGCUUUGGAUAUCUACACAAUAGGUCCACCUGUAAUCAGUCCUCCCGUACAACCAAGCAGACCGGGACAGUCUCAAAUACGAACAAGAGAGGAAAAAGAGGUGUUGGAACUCUUCGGCAAUGUGUUCACGCAAAUGAGUCCUCAAACAUUUCAAGAGAUAUUUUCCAUGACCAUAGACUAUAUGGUCGAAAGAAUUUUCAAGAACUGUGCUUUACAAAUAAUUGGAAGUGCCUUUUUAUCCAGCCACACGAUCUCGUCAACCUUUGCUACUAUAUUGGUGGAAUAUUUGUUAGAGCGAAUGAGCGAUAUGGGUUCCAAUGUGGAACGCAGUAAUCUGUACUUAAGAUUGUUUAAACUCGUUUUUGGCAGCGUUUCGCUCUUUCCGGCCGAAAACGAGCACAUGUUACGACCACACUUAAAUUUAAUUGUUAAUCGCGCUAUGGAGCUCGCCAUGUCGGCAAAAGAACCGUACAAUUAUUUUUUAUUAUUACGCGCGUUGUUCAGAUCCAUAGGCGGCGGAUCUCACGAUUUAUUAUAUCAGGAAUUUUUACCUUUACUCCCUAACAUGUUGGAGGGAUUAAACAGGUUGCAAUCUGGUCUACACCGGCAGCAUAUGAAAGAUCUUUUUGUCGAAUUAUGCUUAACCGUGCCGGUGCGUCUCAGUUCGCUUUUGCCGUAUCUUCCGAUGUUAAUGGACCCUCUAGUUUCUGCUCUCAAUGGAAGUUACUGUUUGGUAAGCCAAGGUCUUCGUACUCUUGAGCUAUGUGUCGAUAAUUUGCAGCCAGACUUUUUAUAUGAGCACAUACAACCAAUUCGUGCAGAAUUGAUGCAAGCUUUGUGGAGAACGUUACAAAAUUCUACCGAUCAGGCUCACGUAGCCUUUCGAGUUCUUGGAAAAUUUGGCGGUGGAAAUCGGAGAAUGAUGAUCGAGCCUCAAAAAUUGGAAUAUAACGAUCGCGAGACUAGUUCGCCUAAUGUGAUAGUUUAUUUUGAGGGAACUUCCCAGCCGAUCGAUUUCCCGAUGGAAAAAGUGAUCGAGGCUGCAUUCAAUGCGUUGAAAUCCAAUACGGAUUUAUUUUACCGAAAACAAUGCUGGGAAGUCAUAUAUUGUUACUUGGCAGCAUCUUUAAGAUUGGAUGACACUGCUCACCUAUGGCACAAAGUAUUUACGCAUCCGAGUUUUAAGGAGGGCGAAAUACCGCAUCAACAGGAACCUCACUAUAAGUGUCCCGAUACCGUGGCACGAAACGUUCAGCAGACCGCACUGACCGGUAUGUUUAUCGCUGCGGAGAUCAAGGAUUUGCGACCGUCAGUACUCAGUACUGUUGUUUCUGUGGUAAGACAUUAUACGAUGAUUGCCAUAGCGCAGCAAGCAGGUCUCUUUAGCUGGACGGAAAAGGAAGUUCGCCAAGACACGCAAGGACAAGAUCCACUUGUGCUGAUCGACGCGCUCGCUGUUAUAAUGGCUCAUGAUGAGAAGGAAUUAUAUAAAGCAGGAUAUUUAACCCUUGUGUUAAUAUUAGAAACGGCGACGAAUAUUUUAGGAUCCAAGGAACGAGCUUGUCAAUUGCCUUUCAUGGAAUAUCUGGCGGAAAGAAUGUGUUCAUUAUGCUACGAGCGCGCUUGGUACGCCAAAUUGGGCGGUUGCAUAGCGAUCAAGUUUUUGUUUGAGCGAAUGGCCACUAAAUGGGUUCUUAAUCAUUUGUUUGUCUUUCUCAAGGCUCUCGUAUUUGUGAUGAUGGAUCUAACCGAUGAGGUCUCCAACGGUGCUAUUGAUAUGGCAAAGGAGAAUUUGGAAAAAAUGUUACGAGUCUGUGUUAAUCCUGGUAUUCAGAAAGGUAACGCGGAAUUAAUAGAAGCACAAAAUAAGAGUUUAUACGAGGUCACCCGCGAAUUAGUCAAACAAGUAACGUCACCACAUACGAUUGUCCGAGAGCAGGCUAUGGCCUCGUUGCGUCAAUUAGCCGAGAUACAAAACAAAUCGGUAACAGAGGUAAUGGAGCCGCACAAAGAAGUUUUAGCGGAUAUGAUGCCGCCUAAGAAGCACCUCUUGAAACAUCAACCUGCUAAUGCGCAGAUUGGCUUAAUGGACGGUAAUACAUUUUGCACCACCUUGAAUCCGCGUCUUUUCACCAUCGAUUUAAGCAUACAUGAGCACAAGGUGUUUUUCAAUGAAUUAUUAAGUCUUUGCGAAUCAGACGAAGCCAAUUUCAAUAAACUAGCUUGUUACAAAUCAAUUUCAAACCUAAUGCCUCUGCGAAAAUCUGCAUUACGAGCGCUUGCGGCCUGUCAUUACAUCGUUGGCUGUCGGGAAAGAAUAUUUUCUGUUCUUUACAAAACUUUAGAAAAAUCCAACGCCGAACUACAAGAAGCGGCCUACGAGUGCAUGAAAAUGUUCAUCGCCGGUUUUCAGAUCGACAUGGAAUCAGUGCACACGAUAAUGCGACCAAUGCUAUUAACACUGGGUGAUCAUAGGAAUCUCAGCUUGAACUGCGUUAGAAGGUUAUUAUAUUUAACACAACUUUUUCCAAGUACCUUUAGUGUCACCUUAUGCGAACAACUACUGGCACAUUUGAAGAAACUGCUGGAAAAUCUGAUUCAAUCCCAUAAGGGUAUAUCAAAGUCUGGCGAGACCGAGCAAAAGAUCACUACGAUUAUAGGAAUAUUUCACGAAGUUCCAACGGCAUCUCCCAAGUUUAUUGAUGUGCUUUGCAAACUUGUGUUGCAAACUGAGAAAUCAUUAUUAGUCGAAGUAUCCAGUCCUUUCAGAAUACCUUUGAUGAAAUUUCUCUUACGUUAUCCGACAGAGACGCUGAAUCUGUUCUUACACGAUAACAAUAUCAAGGAUCAGCAGUGGAGCAGAUAUCUGGAAUAUCUUAUUAGACAUAAGGACGCUAAACCGUUCCGAGAUAUUUUGCAUAACACUACGACGCGACUUGUCACGAUGUUGCUCGCCCACUCGCAAACGAAUUCUAAUUUGACUCACAUGGAGAAAAGCGAACUGCAAUAUCGAGCGAUUAGGAUCAUUGGCAUACUUAUCAAAUUCGACGAACAAUGGCUAUCUACACAGAGUCAAUUAGUGAGUGCAUUGAAACAGAUCUGGUGCAACGACGACUAUCAGGCGUUACACAAGAAGGUCGAGAGCGUCGAAUACUGCCAUUGGAAGGAGCCGAAGCAUAUCGUCAAAAUUCUAUUGCAUUAUUUCCGUCACCAACCAAAUGAUAUUGAUUUGCUGUUCCAAUUGCUGCGGGCCACGUGUGCUCGUUUUGUGCCUGAUUUUCAGUUUCUUAGAGAUUUUCUAGAGAACACGGUAGCCCAGGAAUAUACAGUCGAGUGGAAACGAAGCGCUUUCUUUCGUUUUGUCGAACAUUUUCCUACAAACAAUAUGUCGCAAGAAUUGAAAGCCAACGUUAUGCAGUUGAUCAUUAUUCCGUGUUUUGCGGUUAGCUUUGAAAAAGGCGAAGGUACCAAACUGGUCGGUGCUACGCCCAUGCCUCAUGACGACAUCGCAAACCACGAUAACAUCGUGUCGGUAUUUAUCAACAAGAUCAUUGAUCCAGACAACCCGUUCGGCUCUGCCGAUUGCGUUCGCAUUUCUCUAUUGCAAUUCUCGUGCCUUCUAGUGGAACAAGCAUCGCAACAUAUUCACGAUGUCACAAAUAAGCGGCAAGGAUAUAAGAUGCGGCGCUUGAUGACAUUUGCUUGGCCCUGUUUGUUAGGAAAGAACUGCGUAGAUCCGACAACUAGAUAUCAUGGCCAUCUUCUUCUCAGUCACAUAAUAGCCAAAUUUGCUAUCCACAAGCGUAUAGUUUUGCAAGUGUUUCAUAGUUUAUUGAAAGCGCAUGCUGUCGACGCGCGCAACGUCGUACGACAGGCGCUAGAAAUAUUAACACCCGCGAUGCCUGUGCGGAUGGAGGAUGGUAAUAUCAUGCUAACACAUUGGACGAAGAAAAUUAUUGUGGAAGAAGGACAUUCUAUGCAACAAUUAUUCCAUAUUUUACAGUUAGUAGUAAGACAUUACAAAGUUUAUUAUCCAGUCAGACAUCACUUGGUUCAACAUAUAGUAAACUCUAUUCAACGUAUGGGAUUCAGUCCCACCGCUACGAUUGAACAUAGGCGAUUAGCUGUUGAACUUGCAGAGGUUAUUAUAAAAUGGGAGUUGUAUAGAAUCAAGGAGGAAGGUGAGACUGUGGAAUCAAACACUAACAAAGUGAUUGUGCAACCGUCGGCGUCGACCAAACGACCAACCACUGAAGACCCGUCAGCAAAACGCAUGAGCUCUCAAACAACACCGUCUAGUAGCAGUCCUGUACCUGUCAUUUUACCCAGAAAAGAACCGAGAUCCGCAAAACCUAUUGAGAGAGCUCAUGCUGACGCGGUUCUAAAUUUUCUACUUCGCUUGGCGUGUCAGGUAAAUGAUGUGACGACCAUCCACGGUAAUCCAGGCGAGCAACUGUCCAAACGCUGUGUUUCUCUAUUGAAAAUGGCUCUUAAACCUGACGUAUGGGUUGCCGAACAAUGUGAUCUCAAAUUAGCCUGGCUCGACAAGGUUCUCGCUAGCGUGGAUAGCGUGGAUACUCAGCCUAACUAUGGUAACAUUAGCACGGCACUGGAAGUACUGACAUUUUUAUUAGGCAUGAUGAAGCGCGAGCAAAUACUCGCGAGUUUUAAGCAAUUGCAACGCGGGAUAGGCGCUUGCAUCGCCAGCAGCAAUACUAAAAUUAUACGUCUGGUGCAUGGUUUGCUUUCGCGACUUAUGACGAUUUUUCCGGCUGAACCGACUUCCUCGAACGUAGCCUCUAAAUACGAGGAGUUGGACACACUGUAUUCGACUGUAGGCAGAUUUAUAGCAGAAGGAUUGGCUACUUAUGAGAAGACCACGACAGCCGUGCCCAGUUCGCUGUUUGGUACGCUCAUGAUGCUUAAAGCUGCCUGUACGAAUAAUCCUAAUUACAUUGACCGAUUAAUUACACCAUUUAUGAGAGUGUUGCACAGGAUGGCCAAGGAGCACUUACAUUCGGGGCAAAAUGAAACUAAUCCCGUGACGAGUGAAUUGCUGAUUCUCAGUCUCGAUUUGGUGAAAAAUCGUGUAGUAGUAAUGGGCGUUGAUAUGCGCAAAUCGUUCAUAGGCACAAUUCUGGUCGGUUUGAUUGAAAAGACGCAAGAUGCCAAGGUAAUGAAAGCCAUCACAAAGAUAUUGGAAGAAUGGAUGAAAAAUAAAACUACCAUCGCGAUCAAUCAAGCGCCCAGUUUACGUGAAAAAUCUAUAUUAUUGGUAAAAAUGAUGCAAUAUGUUGAGAAACGUUUUCCCGAAGAUGCAGAAUUGAAUAAGCAGUUUUUGGAGCUGGUUAAUUAUGUUUAUCGCGAUGAGAGUUUGAAGUUAACAGAAUUAACAUCAAAACUGGAACAGGCUUUUCUGGCCGGUCUGCGCUGCGGACAGCCGCAAGUAAGGGCAAAGUUCUUUGAAGUAUUUGAUGGAUCGAUGAAAAGACUUUUGCCCGAUCGUCUCUUAUACAUCAUUGUCAGCCAAAACUGGGAAAAUAUAGGACCCCACUAUUGGAUCAAGCAGUGUAUUGAGCUGCUACUAGCCACCGUCAAUCCGACGACUCAGGUACAAAUGACCAAUGAAGACCUCUUGCUGCCGAGUAUCACGUCCAUCAUGCACGGGGGCAUGGAAAAGGAUAAUAAAGAACAAACACUUUUUGUCUGCCAUCUCGAUCACGCUGGCGAAGAGUCGCAUGAUAUUGAAAUGAUCGAUAAAGACACAAAGGAAACAUUCCUUGAUAUGGACGCCUGGAUGUCUAAUCUGUCUACAUCAGAAUCCUCGAACGGCACUGCCGUCGAGGAGAUCACCGAAAAACUUGAUUUUUUAGAAAUCAUUACUAAACAGAUACGUUUUAUGGAGAAUGCGAAAAAGAUCAGAACAGAACGGUUGCUGCUGGCGACCGCACAGCUGUGCCACAUGGACACGAGUCUGGCGGAAUGCGUCUGGUUGGAUAUGUUUCCGCGAAUAUGGGGUAUCUUGGACGAGAUUUAUCUCAGAUCCGUGAUGGCGGAGGUGCCACCCUUUGUCGCCAGCGGGGCGCACGUCAUCCAAAAGGAUUGCCAUCCGAGCGCGCUUGGCACUUUCUUAGAGGCACUGGCGCACUGCGAUCCGCCGGUAGCAAUUGCGCCACCGGUAAUGAAAUAUCUGGGCAAGUCGCACAACGUCUGGCAUCGCAUAACGUUGAGUCUGGAACAGAUGGCCUCCGAGAUGGCAACAGAUAUUAAUUUAGUUGGUAAUCAAGCUGCAAAAAUUAAAUGUGAACCCGAUUUGUGUCGCGUAUCCGACGAGAUCGAACAGACAGAAUAUCUUGGUCCCUAUUACGAGGUAGUGGAUAUGCUUUCAGCAAUGUAUUCGUUGCUCUGCGAGGAGGAUAUGUGGUCGGGUCUCUGGCAGAAGAGACCUGCGCACUACAAGGAAACCCUACAUGCAAUUGCGCUGGAACAACAAGGAUUUUUCGAACAGGCUCAAGGCGCAUACGAGGUGUGCUUCAGCAAAUACCGGCAGGACUUCGCGACAGGCUCAGCGCCCUACCUUCUUAAUCAAGAAGUACUUCUCUGGGAGCGUCAUUGGGAGCGCACUGCAAAAGAAUUGAAUCAAUGGGAGAUUCUGUUGGAAUUGGGCAGCCAUAACAACUAUAAGAAUCCCUUCCUCGUUCUAGAGAGCGCAUGGCGUAUUCCCAAUUGGUCGGUGAUGAAGGACAUUCUCACACAAGUGGAGCAUAAUUGUCCGAGAGAAAUGGCCUGGAAGAUCAAUCUCUAUCGUGGAUUCUUAACAUUAUGCAAUAGCGAGGAGCAGCAUCUUAGUGCUGUGGAGCGUUACGUCGAACUCGCGUCGGGUCUGUGUAUGCGCGAAUGGCGUCGGCUCCCUCACAUUGUUAGUCACGUCCAUCAGCCACUGUUGCAGGCGGCUCAACAAAUAAUGGAACUUCAGGAAGCAAUGCAAAUCCAUCAAGGACUUUUACACGGCAGAAGUACUUCGCUGCAUGAUAUGAAAGCCAUCGUCAAAACAUGGCGCAACCGAUUGCCCGUGAUAGCUGAUGACCUCAGUCACUGGUCGGAUAUUUUCACAUGGCGACAACAUCAUUACACUUUUAUUUCCAAUCAUUACGAUUCUCAACAAGAUCAGACUACCAAUCACUCGUUACUCGGUGUGCAUGCUUCUAUGCAGGCUAUUAUUCACUUUGGCAAAAUUGCGAGAAAGCAAAAUCUCUGCGGCGUAUGUUUAGAUUCGUUGGCCAAGAUCUAUUCGAUUCCUACAAGUGUACCUAUGAUAGAUUGUUUCCAAAAGAUUAGACAACAGGUGAAAUGUUAUCUACAGAUGGCCACUAUGGGCGGACAGACCGAAUUGCAAGAGGGUUUGGAUAUGCUCGACUCGACGAAUAUGAGUUAUUUUACUAAGGAAAUGAUUGCAGAAUUUUAUGCGUGGAAAGGUUUAUUGCAGUCGCAACUCGGCCGCUCGGAUGAUGCCAACAAAAGCUUUUCCGCCGCGGUUCAAUUGCACGACACUUUGGUUAAAGCUUGGUCUUUAUGGGGUGAUUACCUUGAAAAUAUCUUUAUACGUGACGCGCGACAAAUAAACAUCGGCAUAAGUGCUCUGGUAUGUUACUUACAUGCCUGUCGUCAUCAAAAUGAAUCCAAAUCCAGGAAAUAUAUUGCUAAAAUUCUUUGGUUACUCACAUAUGAUGACGAUAAGUCGUCUCUAAUGGAGACCGUAGAUAAAUAUGCUGUUGGCGUGCCGGCGAUACAAUGGUUACCCUGGGUACCGCAACUGCUGAUGUAUUUGGUGCGCCACGAGAACAAUAUAAUUCUGAAUUUGCUGAGUCAAGUGGGUCGCAUGUUCCCGCAAGCGGUCUAUUUUUCUAUACGCACACUUUACUUGACGCUGAAGAUAGAACAGAGGGAGAGAUAUAAGAGCGGUGAAUUGGCAGCGGGGAAGAGCCAAGACGGCGUGGAAGAUCGUGGUCUUGCUGCAACGGGAAAUGUACCACCGCAGCAAGGAGGAGUACCGGAAACGAGUCAUACAGUACCUAUGGCCCGGGCCACUCCGCCCAUGUGGAGAUGCUCGAAGAUCAUGCAUUUGCAGAGAGACAUACAUCCAACUGUCUUAUCUAGCUUGGAGGGUAUAGUUGAUCAGAUGGUAUGGUUCCGUGAGACAUGGUAUGAAGAAGUUUUAAGACAAUUGAGGCAAGGACUUGCGAAAUGCUACGCCAUAGCAUUCGAGAACCGUGGAGCUGUUAGUGAAGCAACAAUAACUCCACAUACUCUCAACUUUGUAAAGAAACUUGUAUCGACUUUUGGUAUUGGAAUUGAAAACAUUUCGUCUUCGCAAAAUAUGAGCAACUCGUUUAGCUCGGCAGGAUCCGAAUCUUUGGCACGCAGAGCCCAAGCAACAGUGCAAGAUCCCGUUUUUCACAAGAUGAAGGGUCAGUUCACAAGCGAUUUUGAUUUUACUGUACCUGGGGCGAGGUUACUGCACAAUCUCAUCAACAAAUUAAAAAAGUGGAUAAAAAUUCUCGAGGAAAAAACAAAACAAUUGCCAAAAUCUUUCUUAAUCGAGGAGAAAUGCCGUUUCUUGAGUAAUUUUAGCUUGAAAACUGCAGAAGUUGAGUUGCCUGGUGAAUUUCUGAUACCUAGGCAUUCGCAUUAUUCCGUAAAAAUAGCCAGAUUUAUGCCACGCGUUGAGGUCGUUCAACGACACAAUACAGCCGCUAGGAGAUUACGCAUUCGCGGUCACAACGGUCGCCUUUAUCCUUAUCUGGUAGUAAACGAUGCCGGUCUAGGAGACGCCAGGCGCGAGGAACGCCUCUUACAACUGCUGCGAAUGUUGAAUCACUAUUUGACUAAACAGAAAGAAACGUCGCGAAGAUUCUUACACUUUACAGUACCACGUCUUGUCGCUGUUUCACCUCAAAUGAGACUCGUCGAGGACAAUCCAGCAGCCAUUUCUCUCUUGGAUAUUUACAAGCAAAGCUGUGCCAAGCUGGGAAUGGAACACGACGCACCUAUCGCUAGAUAUUACGAAAAAUUAGCCGCCGUACAAGCACGAGGCACGCAAGCCAGUCAUCAAGUACUACGAGAUAUUCUUAAGGAAGUGCAAUCCUCAAUGGUUGCGAAAACUAUGCUCAAGGAUUGGGCCAUAAAGACAUUUCCCGGCGCCACCGAUUACUGGACAUUCAGAAAAAUGUUUACGUUGCAAUUAUCUCUGACUUGCUUUGUCGAGUACGUGCUUCAUUUAACGCGACUUAAUCCCGACAUGAUGUACGUGCAUCAGGAUUCCGGUUUGAUCAAUAUCGCAUAUUUCAAAUUUGACAUUGAUGAUACUUCUGGAGAGUUAGACGCGAACAGACCAGUACCCUUCCGUCUGACGCCCAAUAUUCUCGAAUUUCUCACAACUACAGGAAUUUGCGGACCAUUGACCGCCAGCGCAAUUGCUACAGCGCGCUGUUUGGUUCAGCCCACGUUUCAACUGCAGGCGAUACUCCGCGCGAUUCUGCGAGACGAAGUGAUCGCGGAUCAUAAACAACAGGAAGACGCCGAAGGCACAUCACAAGCGCCGACUGAUCUGAAAGGCGAGCUCCUGAUAACGAUGGUGACCCGCGCGGUUACUGCGAUUGUUACAAGACUGAACUCUCUUGCAAAUUUUGAUGGUAUCGAUAGUAAAGUCAGCACCUUGGUUGCCGCCGCCAACAGUCACGAUAAUCUCUGCAGAAUGGAUCCCUCAUGGCACCCGUGGCUAUAAAAUCGAAUACGCGCAUUUGGUCUUACAAAAAAAUUCGUACUGCCAACGAAUGAAAAGAAAGGAUUAUUAUCAUAAAAUUUUUUUUAUAGUUUUCUAUCGCCUGAUAGAUAUAUUGUAUUUCACAAUACUGUCCUUCGCAUCUGGAUUGGAAAGUUAUUAGAAAAUGAGGGAAAAUAAAGAUAAAUAUUUGAAGAUACAAAAUAUUAUUUAUAAUUAAUAUUAAUAUAUGAUAUAUAAUAUUAUACAUUACUAUUAUCUAUACACAUUAUUGGAUGACAUGUACAGCAUGAUAAGACGAAACUGUAAAUUGCAUAUUUUAUAUACUUCAACAAUCAUCUCUUAGCGCGCAUGAGUGUAUAUUUAUUACAUUAUCCAUAGAUUCGUUUUCAAAAGGCAUAAUAUUUUAGAGUGUAUAUAAAAUUCUUAUUUAAUAUAAAAUUCUUUUUUCAAGUGUCUUUUUAGCAUAUUGUGCAUAAACUUUAUAUUUUGAAUAUAGUUUGAAUAGAUUUACAAUUAGUAAAAAAAUUAUCUUGAGAGAGAAAUGAAAAAUAAAUCUAAUGUGUCAAAUUUUUAUUCAUUAUAAAUAAUUUGAACAUUUGAAAUACAUAUGAUUAAAUGUAAAAAAGAUUUUUCAAGAAGAAUAAACGCGUUGUUUUUGAAUAUA
Molecule: messenger RNA, 12643 nt
Organism: Cataglyphis hispanica
Lineage: Eukaryota; Metazoa; Arthropoda; Insecta; Hymenoptera; Formicidae
Gene: Nipped-A
Product: transformation/transcription domain-associated protein
Exons: 14
Coding region: 508-11979 (3823 amino acids)
Biological process (GO): regulation of DNA-templated transcription; DNA repair
Cellular component (GO): nucleus; NuA4 histone acetyltransferase complex; SAGA complex
Molecular function (GO): transcription coregulator activity; protein binding
Source: RefSeq, a predicted model, not a curated record